AUGGCGACCGCAGCCUCCAACCACUACAGCCUGCUCGCCUCCGGCUCCCCCAUGGUGCACGCCGAGCCGCCCGGCGGCAUGCAGCCCGGCGGCGGCUACCGCGACGCCGGCGCCCUGGUGCAGGCGGACUACGCGCUGCAGAGCAACGGGCACCCGCUGAGCCACGCUCACCAGUGGAUCGCGGCGCUGUCCCACGGCGGCCCCGGCGGUGGCGGCGGCGGCGGCGGCGGCGGGGGCGGCGGCGGCGGCGGCGGCGGCGAGGCGCCCUGGUCGGCGGGCGCGCUGGGCCAGCCCGACAUCAAGCCGGCGGUGGUGCAGGCGGGCGGGCGCGGCGACGAGCUGCCGCCGCCGCCGCAGCACCCGCCGCCGGGGCGGGCGCCGCACCUGGUGCACCAUGAGGUGAGCGUCAAGGGCGCGCUGGAGAGCCACUUCCUCAAGUGCCCCAAGCCCUCUGCCCAGGAGAUCACCUCGCUCGCGGACAGCCUACAGCUGGAGAAGGAGGUGGUGAGAGUGUGGUUUUGUAACAGGAGACAGAAAGAGAAGCGCAUGACUCCCCCGGGAGGGACGCUGCCGGGCGCCGAGGACGUGUACGGGGCCAGCAGGGACACGCCGCCGCACCACGGGGUGCAGACCCCCGUGCAGUGAACUCGCGGCGGGGGCGCCCGGCCCCUCCUCCUCCUCCUCUCCUCCUCCUCCUCCUCCUCCUCCUCCUCCUCUCCUUCCC
Messenger RNA from Serinus canaria (Common canary), 724 nucleotides. RefSeq names its product POU class 3 homeobox 2 (gene POU3F2). The record is from RefSeq and is a predicted model, not a curated record. Gene Ontology annotation, molecular function: RNA polymerase II cis-regulatory region sequence-specific DNA binding; DNA-binding transcription factor activity, RNA polymerase II-specific. Gene Ontology annotation, biological process: regulation of transcription by RNA polymerase II. Lineage: Eukaryota; Metazoa; Chordata; Aves; Passeriformes; Fringillidae.